Molecule: messenger RNA, 1538 nt
Organism: Fundulus heteroclitus (mummichog)
Lineage: Eukaryota; Metazoa; Chordata; Actinopteri; Cyprinodontiformes; Fundulidae
Exons: 10
Coding region: 228-1496 (422 amino acids)
Source: RefSeq, a predicted model, not a curated record
UUCAAUUAGGACAAUGUACAUUCAUCAACAUGUCGGUUUAAAGCAACAAUGUCCCCCAGUUUUACAGUGGAUGGGGAUUUCCUUUUUACAGUUUUUAAAACAUUUAACCUCCACUUAGCUAUCUGUGGUUGCAGGCCAACAGGUUGUGGUAGACUUUCAGGUACCUGUGGUUUUGGCCCAUCUGCUGGCCCAGGUAGCUGCAGACUGAAGUUGUUGUAGUUUAUAGUAUGCUGACCUUAUUUUUCUUUAUUUUUAGAUGCCUCGCGGCAAAGGUUUUCGCCGUACACAAGCCUUUAAAAGGAAGAUGGAAGACCCCAAACCACUGGAUGUCGAAAUCAAAGUUCAAGAAAGCACGUUUGUGGCUUGGUCAAGGAACAGGAACGCGGCAUAGAAGUAGACCUUGGCCGACCUCUUCUGCCAACAAUACCUGCAAACUGGUCAUUCCACCAGAAUCAAAAGACAAGAAAUUUGUCUUUCUUAUCGGCGACUCUCAUCUAAGGGCUAUUGUGGAUGGAUUUGCUCCUAUUAAAGAAGAGAGUCUUUACUUUGGUUUCUUGGCCGUCCCUGGAGGAGCAGCGUUGGACCUGAGAACCGAAAUCUUGAAUGCUGUGAUACCACGAAUACCUGAUUUAGUUUGUUUGUUAGCUCCAAGCAACACUUUGAAGAGAAGCACCGUUGUCAGUGAAGCUGGGAAACAGUUUAAAAAGCUCCUAACAACUGUUUGCACACUUUUUCCGAAGGUGUUUGUGUUGGAUUUCCCUCCAAGACUUAAUGUGGAUCCUCAGGUUCAGUCUCUUUUACGACAAGAAUUCCACAGAGUAUCGGUGCAAUUGGGUGUGUCAUACAAAUCGGUUGCUGAGCUGUUUCCAAUGAGAAAACUGCACCUGUGGAGCAGAGAUGGGGUACACCUAAGUGACGAUGAUGGGAUGAAAAUCCUAAAUAAAGCAAUAUAUGAGGCCUCACAUGAGCAGAUUCACAAGCCAACUGCAGAGACGGAGGUGAUGCCCACCAUGUCAUGCUCUCCUCCAAAGAUGCUUGAGCAGGUUCCCAAGCCAACUGCUGAAAAAGUCUCAAAGUUGCUUUGUACACCUGAGGUUCCAGUUGUGGCCCCACAAGAUCCCUUUGAAUGGAACAUUGUCGGAUCUCACAAUAAGACCUUUCCAACUUCAAGUAAACAAGAAAGCUGUACUUCGCCAAAGAGAGUACUCCAUUUAAAGGUGGAAGAACAAAUGGACUUUUCUGUGGAGCUCAAUCCAAAGUGGUUUGAUGGUGAAAUGCUGGAAAUAUUGGGGGAUGGCAACACACCAACUUUUGGAGAUGCUUCUAUUGCGCCAUUUCAAAAAACAAAGGCUUCUCCAACUUCAAGCCAACAUCAAAGCUGUGCUUCACCAAAGAAAGCACCACAUCUACAGGUGGAAGAAGAAUUGGAGCAGUUUUCGGUGGAGCUGAAUCCAACUGCACCAUUUCAAAAAACAAAGGUAAUCCUGAUGUGUUAACAUGCAUAAUGUAUACUUUUGGCCCCAAACACAUUGUUGGCA